AUGGGUCGUGAUGAUACACGUAUCUACGUUGGAAAUCUGCCAUCCGAUGUUCGCGAAAAAGAUAUAGAGGAUUUAUUCUCAAAAUAUGGAAAAAUUCGCUUUGUGGACAUCAAAGGAGGCCGUGGACCGCUUUAUGCUUUUGUUGAGUUUGAAGAUUAUCGUGAUGCUGAAGAUGCUGUUCGUGGAAGAGACGGCUAUGAUUUUGACGGGAACCGCAUCCGCGUCGAAUUUACUCGAGGAGUCGGUCCUCGCGGACCGGGUGGACGUCCAAUGAACCCUGCUUAUGCGAGAGAAUGGCCAGCUCCACGUCGUGGUGGGCCGCCAUCGCGGCGUUCAAAUUUCCGUGUUAUUGUCGAGGGCCUUCCACCAACUGGAUCGUGGCAGGAUCUAAAGGAUCAUUUGCGUGAGGCUGGAGAGGUUUGCUAUGCCGAUGUGGCGCGUGAUGGGACAGGAGUGGCCGAGUUCAUUCGAUACGAUGACAUGAAAUAUGCCGUGCGCAAACUCGAUGAUACAAAGUUCCGUUCCCAUGAGGGUGAAACCGCGUACAUUCGUGUACGUGAGGACAUAAGCGGUUUUGGUCGUAGCCGCUCGAGAAGUCGUUCUCGUAGUCCUCGUCGUUCGUCGCCGAGGUUUUCUCCACUUUGA
Molecule: messenger RNA, 645 nt
Organism: Cooperia oncophora
Lineage: Eukaryota; Metazoa; Nematoda; Chromadorea; Rhabditida; Trichostrongylidae
Source: the annotation of a GenBank genome assembly